AGAUAGUCUUCUCCUGGGUGCCUUCAGAACAAGAUGUAGAACUCUCAGCUCCUCCUGCGCCAUGCCUGCCUGGGUGCUGCAGUGCUUUCCACCUUGAUGAUAAUGGACUGACCCUCUGAACCUGUAAGCCAGCCCCAAUUAAAUAUUGUUUUUUUAGGAGUUGCCUCGGUCAUGGUGUCUCUUCACAGCAAUGGAAACCCUAACUAAGAAAGAAGCUCCUCCAAUAAUGGCUGAGCCACACACUGAUCUAUGAGCAUAGCAGAAUGUCAUCAGGAGUCAUUUUAUUGCUUGCACUGCAGAUACUUUAUUGAAGAGGAGCAAGGAACUAUAAAGGAAAAUGAAAUCAUGAAGUUCUCAGGUGUAUGGCCCGUGUUUUCGCUGUGCUGAAGCGCUUCGAGGGGGCACAUCUCGUCACUUUUGGCUUUUCCUCACAUCAGACUGACACAAGUCUUCGAUUUUCGCAAAUCAUGACAGUACAAUAUACAGAACAAAAUAAAAACUAAAAAUAAAAUAUGCCUGUACUCUCCCAAAAUGGAGUCGGGGACAGCCAGAGGGCAGUGGUUUGCGUAGCGGUUCUGAGUAAAGCUGCACUCCAACCCUCAACUACCAGGGGGUUUGGCUUUGUCAAAGAGUAAUUUACCAAUCGUGCCUGCGCGUCCUUCCGGGUUUUGCUGGCUCUGCACCAAAAACCCCAGAGCCUUUGUGUACCAGUCCGGGAGCAGAGUAAAGCGCAGAAGUCGGAGCCGAGGGCUGUGUAGAACUCUGGCGCUAUGCGGUACCUACCAUGGCUGUUGCUGUGGGCAUUCCUACAGGUCUGGGGACAAUCUGAAGCCCAGCAAAAGAAUUACACCUUCCGCUGCCUGCAGAUGUCUUCCUUUGCAAACAGAAGCUGGUCCCGCACAGACAGCGUGGUCUGGCUGGGGGAUCUGCAGACUCACCGUUGGAGUAAUGACUCAGCCACCAUCAGCUUCACGAAGCCAUGGUCCCAGGGCAAGUUGAGUAACCAGCAGUGGGAGAAGUUGCAGCAUAUGUUUCAAGUCUAUCGAGUCAGCUUUACCAGGGACAUACAGGAAUUAGUCAAAAUGAUGUCACCUAAAGAAGACUAUCCCAUUGAGAUCCAGCUGUCUGCGGGCUGUGAAAUGUACCCUGGGAAUGCUUCGGAAAGCUUUUUACACGUAGCAUUUCAAGGAAAAUAUGUCGUGAGAUUCUGGGGAACGUCCUGGCAGACAGUCCCAGGGGCCCCAUCUUGGUUAGACUUGCCCAUCAAAGUGCUCAACGCUGAUCAAGGGACAAGUGCAACCGUGCAGAUGCUCCUGAAUGACACCUGCCCCCUAUUUGUCCGUGGUCUCCUAGAGGCAGGGAAGUCAGACCUAGAGAAGCAAGAGAAGCCAGUGGCCUGGUUGUCCAGUGUCCCCAGCUCUGCACAUGGCCAUAGGCAGCUGGUGUGUCAUGUCUCUGGCUUCUACCCAAAACCUGUGUGGGUGAUGUGGAUGCGGGGUGACCAGGAGCAACAGGGUACUCACAGAGGUGAUUUCCUGCCAAAUGCUGAUGAGACAUGGUAUCUUCAAGCAACCCUGGAUGUGGAGGCUGGAGAGGAAGCUGGCCUGGCCUGCAGGGUGAAGCACAGCAGCCUAGGAGGACAGGAUAUCAUCCUCUACUGGGAUGCCAGGCAAGCACCCGUGGGCCUGAUCGUCUUCAUAGUACUGAUCAUGCUAGUGGUGGUGGGUGCUGUAGUCUACUAUAUCUGGAGAAGGAGAAGCGCUUAUCAAGACAUCCGGUGACUCUUCCUUACACCUGCCUCUCCUGAAAUUCAGACUUUCCAGGCUCUAGGACUUCAGUCCUGGUCUGCUCAGGAUCUGGGGAUGAAGGAGAGGAAUCCUGAAGAAGUGAAGAGCAGCCAGUACGCUCUUUUCAACAUUAAUUAUAAGAAAUUAAUUAUUUGAGUUGUUUCGUCAGUUUCCAUAGUUUAGAACAAACACAACUGCAAAUGUGCGUACCUGCCAGAAACAAGCUGUUGGCAGUGUUUUAUGGGAUUUGCACUGAACUAGAAAGCAUACUUCCUGCCCAAACAGACGCUCUGAGGUUAGUUGGCAAGUGUAAAGUCCAACACCAACCUGGCUGUACUCUGUAUUUUUCAAGGUGACUAGAAAAAUGGAUUUGUGUGUGUGUGACAUACAGCUUUGGGGUUUGUUGGCAAGUGUAAAAUCCAACACCAACAGUAUUUUUCAAGUUAACUAGAAAAAUGGCUUGUGUGUGAUGCCGUGUGUGUGUGUGUGUGUGUGUGUGUGUGUGUGUGUCACACACACAGAUUUUAAAAAGUGAAUGCAAAUAUCUGCAAAUGUUUGCUACCUUAGAUACAAACCUGCCAAUUAAUGAUAACUCCAAGGGCCUCCAAUUUGUGGCUCUUUUAAUAAUGUUUGUUCUAAAUGCCAUAAUGACCAUCUUAGGACACAGUCUCUAUGGAAAUUUUGCAUUAAUGACUGAAAGGUGUUUUUUCUUUAAAAUAAAAUAGGAUGUAAAAUGAAAA
This is a messenger RNA of Mus musculus (house mouse), 2527 nucleotides long. It is a transcript of the gene Cd1d1, whose product is annotated as CD1d1 antigen. Gene Ontology annotation, cellular component: endosome membrane; external side of plasma membrane; plasma membrane. Lineage: Eukaryota; Metazoa; Chordata; Mammalia; Rodentia; Muridae. Gene Ontology annotation, biological process: positive regulation of T cell mediated cytotoxicity; positive regulation of interleukin-4 production; positive regulation of interleukin-2 production. The coding region runs from base 771 to 1781 and encodes 336 amino acids. The record is from RefSeq and is marked validated. The transcript is spliced from 10 exons.